CAGAUCAGAGGAGGUUGUUUAUUUAUCCAGCGCUUUGAACAGAAAUCCUUGUUUGCUCGCCCCACUCGGUUGUGGUUAGGGCUCAGGCUCAGCUGCAGUCAGCGACCGCCGCUGGCACGCUCAGUUCACGACGACAACAGCGAGAUAGUAAGAGGAUAUCAGCGCUUUUAGAGACUUAUCAGCUGAGAUAGACUGUGUUUGACCGCAGAUACAGACAGAACAGCACAGACAAUACAGACAAGCACAGAUACAGGCGAUGAUUCAGAUAGAGCGCCACACCUACCGUGUCCUCAACCAGGACUUCACAAUUGACCGCCGCUUCCAGGUCACAAAGGAGCUGGGCCAGGGCGCGUAUGGCGUGGUCUGCGCCGCCCGAUAUACCGAGAGCUCGCAGGCGGUCGGCGUCGCCAUCAAGAAAGUCACAAACAUCUUUUCGAAAAAGAUCCUGGCCAAGCGGGCUCUGCGCGAGCUCAAGCUUCUGACUCAUUUCCGUGGACACAAGAACAUUACUUGCCUCUACGACAUGGACAUCGUCGACACAAACAACUUCAACGAAGUGUACCUCUACGAAGAGCUGAUGGAGUGCGACAUGCACCAGAUCAUCCGCUCGCAGCAACCACUGACGGAUUCGCACUACCAGUCCUUCAUCUACCAGAUCCUCUGCGGCCUGAAAUACAUCCACUCCGCCAACGUUCUCCACCGCGAUCUCAAGCCCGGAAACUUGCUUGUCAAUGCGGAUUGCGAGCUCAAGAUUUGCGAUUUUGGCCUCGCGCGCGGGUUUUCUAAUGAUCCGGCGGAAAACGCGGGGUUCUUGACUGAGUAUGUGGCAACGCGGUGGUACCGAGCGCCAGAGAUCAUGCUGUCUUUCCAGAGCUAUACAAAAGCCAUCGACGUGUGGUCGGUAGGAUGUAUCCUUGCCGAACUUCUAGGAGGAAAGCCAUUCUUCAAAGGACACGACUACGUUGACCAGCUCAAUCAGAUUCUACGCUACCUCGGCACACCCUCAGAAGAGACAUUAUGCCGGAUCGGAUCACAGCGAGCACAGGAUUACGUGCGCAGUCUAGAGUACCGCGCGCCAGUCCCCUUCUCGAAGCUGUUUCCGUCUGCGAACCCGCAGGCGCUUGAUUUGCUGGAGAAGAUGCUGGCGUUUGAUCCCGCGGAGCGGAUUACGGUGGAAGAGGCGCUGAAUCACCCGUACCUGGCGGUGUGGCACGAUCCGGCGGACGAGCCGGAGUGUCCGACGACGUUUGACUUUUCGUUUGAGUCAGUGGAUGACAUUGAUUCGAUGAGAGAGAUGAUCAAGGACGAGGUGAUUCAGUUCCGGAAGAUGGUGCGGCAGCCGGUGGAGACGCAGAAGGAGAUGCUGGGCCGGUCCGGGGCCGCGCCGUCGGGCGGACCGCAGACGCAGAUGCAGACGCAGGAUGUUGGCGGGCAGGCGGCUGGUCGGGAGGAGGUGCCGCGGCCGUCGGAGAUGGACCUUGACGGGCAGCUGACGGCGGAUGGCGAGACGACUGUGGUGGAAGGCAGUCUUGAGCGCGAGCUGGAGUUUGGGCUGGACGGGAUUACACAUUAGUCGUGCUGUGUGUGUAGUGGUAGUGAGGGAUGCAAGUAUGCGAAUGCGUAUGCAGUGUGGGAUUGGCGAGGGCUGGGCGAG
Messenger RNA from Myxozyma melibiosi, 1654 nucleotides. RefSeq names its product kinase-like domain-containing protein. The record is from RefSeq and is a predicted model, not a curated record. The coding region runs from base 257 to 1573 and encodes 438 amino acids. Gene Ontology annotation, molecular function: ATP binding; MAP kinase activity. Gene Ontology annotation, cellular component: cytoplasm; nucleus. Lineage: Eukaryota; Fungi; Ascomycota; Lipomycetes; Lipomycetales; Lipomycetaceae. Gene Ontology annotation, biological process: intracellular signal transduction; protein phosphorylation. The transcript is spliced from 4 exons.